Messenger RNA from Colletotrichum gloeosporioides, 990 nucleotides. RefSeq lists its product as uncharacterized. The record is from RefSeq and is a predicted model, not a curated record. Bases 1 to 990 code for a protein of 329 amino acids. NCBI's taxonomy places the organism in Eukaryota, Fungi, Ascomycota, Sordariomycetes, Glomerellales, Glomerellaceae. The transcript is spliced from 2 exons.
AUGAUAGUGUUCAAGCAACCUCAGUCGCCCACCACGCGGUCACCUGGGACGAGAACUCCGGAACAUUCUCAUGCAUGGCCGAGGAGAAGCGGGGAUGACAUCGACUGGGAAGAGCGGGACAUUGAGCGCUAUCUUACCAAGGUUCUGGGAGAGAACAACGGUGACUACUGCCGAUACGAGAUGCUUGUUGAUGCUGCAAGAAUCUCUUGGCUGGGAUCACUGCACAAUAAAGGAGAUUGUCGACAAUUCGAUGAAGUCAUAUCGCCUGAUAUCAUCGCCAAAGCCAACGCGAUUCUCAACAACCAUGAAUCUUGGGAAGAGGUUCAAGACCUUCUGGAACUUGCAGAGGACGAAGACGACCGGGGCUCGUCACCUUUCUCGGAGGAUGAGCCAACUGAGGUUCUUCGUCUGUUUCAACGCUUCACAGCCUGGGCCUCGCCCAAUCUUCGCUUCGAUAGAUACGUAUUGAAACGUGAGCGUAACGACGAGCCCUUUUACACCAUUCGAGGCUAUCUCCGAGACGUUCUAGUACUUCUCUCGAUGAAACGACUAUGGGAGGACAACCUGCGUUUGGAAUGGCAGCCUGAUAUUCACCCUGCGGCCAUCCACCGGGCUGUGGCAUUCGCCGGCAAGAUUGGGCAGCGGGCGACAACGGAGCUCUUUGGCGCUUUCUUGGAGAGAAUGGAGUGUACUUCACUGGAUCCCGACAAUCACUUCUUCCCCCAAAGUCCUGCCGAAAGGCAAAGUAUGACACGACGCUUCCUUUCUGGGCUAUCCAAGUGCAAGCCAAUGCAAAACUCGGACAUUUCUCACUUGGUAGCAACCCAUUCGACCAAUCACCACACGAAGGGAGUCAGGUUCAUACUUCCCGACGAGGAUUCCAGAAAAGAGGCCAAGUUUUCGCCCUUGCGCGAGUUGGCCAAGCAAUACAAGCUGUCGGUGCACACUUUCAUCCGGCUGUCGAUUUUCAUCUACUCGGAUACGAUCUAG